ACCAUGCCUGCUGCACGGAGUCUCUACUAACAGGAUGAAUUGACAACACUGAGAAAGGCAAAAAUAAAGAAGCCACAGGCGAGGAGGUCCAGGAACCAGAGGGCUGCUCUCUUAGUUUUGCCUUUUUAUACAUAUAUAGAUAUAUUUUGUUUUCUUUUUCUCAUAUAUUUAUUUGUGGCCGUGAAGGAGCCAUGAGCAGUAGUCAUGGGUACCGGGCAUCGUGGUGGACCUAUAUACUGCACCAGGUCCCGCACACUAAUUUCCAGUUUGAAGUGGUGGACAACCAGUUUGCCCCCCAGGAAUGGCCCUAUCAGCAGGCCCUUCUGUUUUUAGCCAGCAUUGCUGGACUUUGCCUGGCCAUCAGCCUCAUCUUGAUCUGCGUGUAUUUAAUCCGAUUCUGCUGCUGCUCCUCUCAGGAAGAUGACGACUCGAAGAGCCAUCGUGUCUGCUGUGUCACCUGGAGCUGUGUCGCUGCUGUCAUUAUCUGCUGUGCUGGAAUUGGCAUUGGUUUCUAUGGAAACAGCGAAACAAACGACGGAGUAUACCAAGUGACCUAUUCUCUCAUGAAUGCCAACCAUACACUGACCUCCAUCAACCUGCUGAUUUCAGACACAGUGGAGCUUCUCAGUUCCGUUGUGAGGAGUGACCUGACCCAGCUGGAGGAGAUCUUCUCUAAGCGCACCGAGUUUUUGGUGAUGAUCCGUAAUACCAGGCGGCAAGUGGAGUCUGUGGCCCAGCAGCUGGCAGAGAUUUCUUUCUGGAAAGGACCUGAACCAAAUCCAAACGCCUUAGCAGAGCAAGUUAAUUUCAUUGAGGAUUAUAGGUGGCUGGCUUAUAUUCUCCUCCUCCUCCUGGAUCUGAUUAUUUGUCUGUUCACCUUACUCGGCCUUGCCAAGCAAAUCAAGUGGCUGGUAAUUGUGAUGACAGUGGUGAGCUUCUUUGUGCUCUUACUGAGCUGGGGAUCCAUGGGACUAGAAAUGGCCACGGCUGUGGGACUGAGUGAUUUUUGCUCUGAUCCAGAUGCAUAUGUGAUGAAUCAGACCCAAGCGAUUACAAACAUUAACCCCGAUAUCCUGCAGUACUAUAUCUCCUGUAACCAGGAUGUGACCAAUCCCUUCCGGCAGAGGCUAACUAUGUCCCAGCGGGCCCUGUCCAACAUCCAUUCCCAGCUCCAUGGCCUGGAGAGAGAAGCUGUGCCUCAGUUUCCAACUGCUGAGAAAAACUUAUUGGUGGUCCAAGGGAUGCUGAAUACGACUGAAGGCAAUUUCCAUCAUCUUGUGGCACUUCUGAACUGCAGGGGGCUUCAUAAGGACUAUGUGGAUGCUCUGAAGGGACUUUGCUAUGAUGGCAUGGAAGGCAUACUCUUCCUUUUACUCUUUUCUUUCCUUUCCGCUCUCUCCUUUACUGCUGCCAUCUGCAGUUUGCCCCGGGCAUGGAAACGCUUUCAGAACAGGGACCUGGAUUAUGAUGACAUGGACGAGGAUGACCCUUUUAACCCUCAGGCACGUAGAGAGAUGCUCCACGUGACAGGCAGGCCUCACCUGCCCAGUUUCUAUAGCUACAGCAGUAGCUGCGACAGUCACAGCAGCCUGCGGGUCUCGGCCCCGCCUAUUUCCAACGCCCCCGUCUCACAGUACAUGAAUCAAAGCGCUUUGUCCAGUGGCAAUCCUCGAUUUGAGAAUAUUCCUUUGAUUGACAGACAGUCACCACCCCCUUCGUAUUCUCCCAGCAUGCGAACAUCUUUUAUAAGUGCAACCCAGGAAGAGACUGAUACACCCUGCAGAACAGACGUGGCAUUCUAGUACAAAUCCUUUUUGCUGAAGACACCUUCCCUCCUCAUUUUUGACUAACAAGCAAAAUAAAGACUGAGCUUUUGUGCUCUUGAUGGCGUUGGCAGGAACAUUUGGACACUGGAACCAAUCGGUGUCCCCUUUGUAUUCAAUUCCAUUACUUCUCUGUGGUGCCAGGCAAAUUGACCGGUCUCUCGGUUUUUCUAUUUUUUUGUAUUAGUUCAUGUUUUAUUUACCUCAUCAGACUCUUUCCACUUUGUUUUCCUUGUAUAACAUCCACUGGACCUACCAAGUGACCUCCAGGGGGGCACCAUGGGGCGUCUGUACAGAAGAGUUCUUUAGAAAGCCAUACGGAGGAUGCCAAGUGAGGGGGUUCUUUGCCAAGCGUGGGACAUUAAUUAUGGACAAGUAAAAAGGAAAUCAUGAAACUAAUAUUCUUUCUCUAACGUCCCAUUACCCCCAACACGGGAUGUAACUGCCAGCAGAAUACCCCUGGCUGGCAUGUGAAAAAUGCAUUAAGUGGGAGUAAAAAGGAAGCUGAAUGAGCCUAGAACGCAGGACCAAGGACUUUGCUGCUGCAUAACGCUCUCCUUCAAACUUGGAUUGAUUUUUAAUUAGAACGUCGUUAACACUAACUCAUAUUUUACAAUGACUUGAAAUAAAAGGGAAAAACACUUUA
This is a messenger RNA of Xenopus tropicalis (tropical clawed frog), 2469 nucleotides long. RefSeq names its product tweety family member 1 (gene ttyh1). Gene Ontology annotation, cellular component: membrane; plasma membrane. Lineage: Eukaryota; Metazoa; Chordata; Amphibia; Anura; Pipidae. Gene Ontology annotation, biological process: chloride transmembrane transport. Bases 192 to 1802 code for a protein of 536 amino acids. The transcript has 14 exons. The record is from RefSeq and is marked provisional.